Danio aesculapii is the source of this 564-nucleotide messenger RNA. It is a transcript of the gene sst1.2, whose product is annotated as somatostatin 1, tandem duplicate 2. The record is from RefSeq and is a predicted model, not a curated record. Gene Ontology annotation, cellular component: extracellular region. NCBI's taxonomy places the organism in Eukaryota, Metazoa, Chordata, Actinopteri, Cypriniformes, Danionidae. Bases 74 to 433 code for a protein of 119 amino acids. Gene Ontology annotation, biological process: regulation of cell migration. Gene Ontology annotation, molecular function: hormone activity. The transcript is spliced from 2 exons.
ACUUGUCGAGGGUCCAGAACCAGAACCACAGCUUCGAAAGAGACACUCCUUAAGUGGACAACAGAGCUUUGAGAUGAGGCUGUGUGAACUGCAGUGUUAUUUGGCCCUGUUGGGUCUGUCUCUUGUGCUAUGUGGUCGCAGUGCGAACUCCCAGCUAGAACCGGAGAUGGACUUCCGCCAUCACAGACUUUUGCAGAGAGCGAGAGCUAUUGGACAGGCACAGGAAUGGACAAAGAAAGACGUCGAAGAGCUCCUUUCCCUGCUUUCCAUGCCCGAAAUGCAGAUGCGUGAGAGUGACCUGUCAACAACAGAUGAAAACGAGGAUCUGCGCGUGGAACUAGAGCGUUCCGCAGAGAGUUCAAACCACAUUCCCGCCCGGGAACGUAAAGCAGGAUGCAAAAACUUCUACUGGAAAGGCUUCACCUCCUGCUAAAGUUGCCAGUUAACAUCAUCUCAAAUCUGUUGCUAUCAUAAUCACUGUGAUCAAAUCACAAGCUUAUUGGUUCUAUCAGUCAACCGAUUGAUUGUAAGUUAAUAAAACACAAAUAAAGAAUAAAAAUAAAA